This is a messenger RNA of Podarcis lilfordi (Lilford's wall lizard), 1468 nucleotides long. NCBI's taxonomy places the organism in Eukaryota, Metazoa, Chordata, Lepidosauria, Squamata, Lacertidae. The record is from the annotation of a GenBank genome assembly.
AUGCCUGGAAACUGCCUUGCAAGGUCAGCUGGGGGGGGGGGGGCUGUGGAAGAAGCCCCACUGCAGAGGCUCCUGUCCAGGGUGGGGGCGGUGUGCUCACUCUCACAGGAGGAAAUAAAGGUCAACUUACCUUGAUGGCUUGAAAAGAGGAGGGGGCAAGUUCCUGGAGGAGGAGAGGGCUAUUGAUGGCUCUUCUGUUCCUCCAUAGUUGGAGGUAGCUAUUCUUCCAGUAGCUGGAAACCGCAAGAGAAGGGAGAGGGCGCUUGUGCUCGGAUCCUGCUUGCGGGAUUGGGGGCAUCUGGUUAGCCUCUGUGCGAACUGGAUGCCGGACUAGACGGGCCACUAGCCUGAUCCUGCAUUCCAGCUCUUGUUCGGUCCUUGUGGAACCUCCAGUCCCAGAGGCAGUCUAUCGCCAUUCCUAGGCUCUUGGGGGUAUUUGGCCACAGUGAGAGCCAGAUGCUAGACUACGUGGCGCCCCUUUGGCCUGAUCCAGCGGGGCUCUUCUCGUGUCCCUUUAUAUUAUUAUUAUUAUUAAUUUAUUAUUUAUACCCCACCCAUCUGGCUGGGUUUCCCCAGCCACUUUGGGCGGCUUCCAACAAAACACUAAAAUACAAUAACCUAUUAAACAUUAAAAGCUUCCCUAAACAGGUCUGCCUUCAGAUGUCUUCUAAAAGUCCGGUAGUUAUUUUUCUCUUUGACAUCUGGUGGGAGGGCAUUCCACAGGGCAGGUGCCACCACCGAGAAGGCCCUCUGCCUGGUUUCCUGUAGCUUGGCUUCUCGCAAUGAGGGAACCGCCAGAAGGUCCUCAGAGCUGGACCUCAGUGUCCGGGCAGAACAAUGGGGGUGGAGGCGCUCCUUCAGGUAUUAACUAUGUUAACGAGGCACCUGUUACCUGCAGAGAGGAAACUGAGGCAGGCGACUUAGCAGCCAGGCCCUGGAGUGAAUCACGGGAAGAGGCGAUGCCUUCCCAGUGCUGCCGUUCGCUGAGCUGCUUCUUCUUCCCUCCCCUCCUUUCUUGUCUCUCAGUGCUGGGACUCUGCCUGCUUUGGAUCCAGGGCCGUACGAAGCACUGCCGCCACCACCGCCUCCUCCUCUUCUUCCCGGGACUACCUGUCCCGUUAGCCUCCUCGCUCUCCCAAGCCUUCGCCCUCCAUCUCUGCGCUGCUGCUGCUGCCUCCUUCCUCCUCGUCUCCCUCCCCGGAAAGAAGCUUUGCAGGAGCGUUGCUACCAGGCGGGCAACGUACAGGAGACUCUGGCGCCGGUCGGUUGCUUCUCCCUGGCACCGGCCGAGAGCCCCUCACUCCUCCUGGCCACCCCUGUGACUCUUGGUGGCUUUGAGGUCAGUGGGCUCUGUGCUGACAGCGACGGCAGGAGAAGGAGAUCCACAAAAGAGUCCGAGAAGGGGGGUGUUGGUGUCACUAUGGAGAUAUUUAACUUGCCUUUCCCCCAGUCACCUCCCUUCAAGUGA